This is a messenger RNA of Stegodyphus dumicola, 960 nucleotides long. Its product is annotated as oocyte zinc finger protein XlCOF26-like. Lineage: Eukaryota; Metazoa; Arthropoda; Arachnida; Araneae; Eresidae. The record is from RefSeq and is a predicted model, not a curated record.
AUGGCUAAUAUUUCAGUUUCUUCAAUCUCCAAUAAUACUACUACUGAUGCAUUUAUACCUAAAAAGGUAGGUCCUAUUUGUGAUAAAGUGUUUGGUCUAAAGCAUAAUUUGACUCGUCACCUAAAGAUCCAUUCGGAAGAGAAAACCUUUCAUUGUGCAGAAUGUGAAACGUCAUUCGUUCGACAUAGCGAUUUAACUAGGCAUAUGAAAAUUCAUGAUGAAAAAACACCUUUCCAAUGCAGUAUGUGUUCCAAGAGAUUCACUCGCAUUGAUAACUUAAGAAUUCAUGAAACGAUUCAUCUUCGAAAUUUUACUUGUGCGAUAUGUUUACAAGUUUUCCCGAAAACGGGUGACUUGAAUAGACACCUGAAAUCUCAUGAAAGGAGCUACAAAUGUAGUAAAUGUCCUAGGAAAUUUAGUGAACUCUAUCAUUUGGAACGUCAUGAAGCUUCCCAUCUUAAAAGAUGUACUGAAUGUUCGGAAACUUUUACAAGUCAGAGGGAUUUUAGGAGACAUAUGAAAAUUCAUAAAGUUACUUUUAAAUGUAAAUUCUGCUCAAAGGUAUUUGGUGAACUUGAUCAUUUGGAACGACAUGAAGCUUCCCAUCUUAAAAAUUGUAUUGAAUGUUCGGAAAUUUUUACAAGCCAAAGAGAUUUAAGAAGACAUAUGAAAAAACACGAAGUUGUUUUUAAAUGCAGUAGUUGCUCAAAGAGUUUCACCAGUAAUGAUGCUUUGAGACAGCAUGAAGCUUCUCAUGUUAGAAAUUGUACUAAAUGUUCACGAGCUUUUAAAAGAAAAAGCGAUCUUUUACAUCAUAUUCGAGUGGAGCAUGGUCUAACACGAACUAUAGAAAAACGAAGAAAUGCUGAUCCUGUCAGUGUACGUUCGGGUGCUAAAAUCACAAGUCUCAAGGAUAUGUUCGCUACUGAGUCGAUUUUCUCUAAUACAGGGAAUAAUUAA